Messenger RNA from Sciurus carolinensis (gray squirrel), 2116 nucleotides. It is a transcript of the gene Irf2, whose product is annotated as interferon regulatory factor 2. The coding region runs from base 335 to 1381 and encodes 348 amino acids. The transcript is spliced from 10 exons. Lineage: Eukaryota; Metazoa; Chordata; Mammalia; Rodentia; Sciuridae. The record is from RefSeq and is a predicted model, not a curated record. Gene Ontology annotation, biological process: immune system process; regulation of transcription by RNA polymerase II. Gene Ontology annotation, cellular component: nucleus. Gene Ontology annotation, molecular function: DNA-binding transcription factor activity, RNA polymerase II-specific; RNA polymerase II cis-regulatory region sequence-specific DNA binding.
UUCCUCUCCUUGUUUUGCUUUCGAUCUGGACUGUUCUCAGGCAAGCCGGGGAGUAACUUUUAGUUUUGCUCCUGCGAUUAUUCAACUGACGGGCUUUCAUUUCCAUUUCACACACCCUAGCAACACUUAUACCUUGCGGAAUUGUAUUGGUAGCGUGAAAAAGCACACUGAGAGACGGAAAAUGCCGGGGUUCAUAAAUAUUAAUACCGAUUUUUGGAGGAACAGUCGGCGCAAUUAUGGAUCAUCUGAUUUUAGGGGAAGCAGGUUCUGCUGCUGUUGCUGCUGCUACUGGGGCUGCUGAGGCUGCAAGGAGAAGGAGGAGGAGAAGGGUACCAUGCCGGUGGAAAGGAUGCGGAUGCGCCCGUGGCUGGAAGAACAGAUAAAUUCAAACACAAUACCAGGGCUCAAGUGGCUUAACAAGGAAAAGAAGAUUUUCCAGAUCCCCUGGAUGCAUGCAGCUAGACAUGGGUGGGAUGUAGAAAAAGACGCACCACUAUUUCGAAACUGGGCCAUCCAUACAGGAAAGCAUCAGCCAGGAGUAGAUAAACCUGAUCCAAAAACAUGGAAGGCGAAUUUCCGAUGUGCCAUGAAUUCUUUGCCUGAUAUUGAAGAAGUUAAGGAUAAAAGUAUAAAGAAAGGAAACAAUGCCUUCAGAGUAUACCGGAUGUUGCCCUUAUCUGAACGACCUUCUAAGAAAGGAAAGAAACCAAAGACAGAAAAAGAAGACAGAGUUAAGCACAUCAAGCAAGAACCAGUUGAGUCAUCUUUGGGGCUUAGUAAUGGAGUAAGUGAUCUUUCUCCUGAGUUCGCGGUCCUGACUUCAGCUAUAAAAAAUGAAGUGGAUAGUACGGUGAACAUCAUAGUUGUAGGACAGUCCCAUCUGGACAGCACCAUCGAAGAUCAAGAAAUUGUCACUAAUCCACCAGACAUUUGCCAAGUUGUGGAGGUGACCACCGAGAGUGACGAGCAGCCAGUCAGCAUGAGUGAACUGUACCCUCUGCAGAUUUCCCCUGUGUCUUCCUAUGCAGAAAGCGAAACUACCGAUAGUGUGCCCAGUGACGAGGAGAGCGCCGAGGGGAGACCACACUGGCGGAAGAGGAACAUUGAAGGCAAACAGUACCUCAGCAACAUGGGGACACGGAGCACUUACCUGCUGCCCAGCAUGGCGACCUUCGUCACUUCCAACAAGCCAGAUCUCCAGGUCACCAUCAAGGAGGAGAGCUGUCCGGUGCCUUACAACAGCUCCUGGCCCACGUUUCCUGACCUCCCCCUCACUCCCUCCGUGACCCCUACACCCAGCAGCAGUCGGGACCGAGAGACUCGGGCCAGUGUCAUCAAGAAGACGUCAGACAUCGCCCAGGCCCGCGUCAAGAGCUGCUAAGCCCUUGACUGUCCCCGGUGGUUGUUGGGAUUUCUUGGCUUUGUGUUGUUAUUUGUUUGUAUUUUAUUUUUCUCUCUGACACCUAUUUUAGACAAAUCUAAGGGAAAAAGCCUUGACAAUAGAACAUUGAUUGCUGUGUUCAACUCCAGCACUGGAGCUUCUUUUUAACUCAGGACUCCAGCCCCUUGGUAGACGCGUGUCUCUAGAGCCUGCUGGAUCUCCCAGGGCGACUCCCUCAAGUUCAAGGACCAACAGCCACACGGGCAGUGGAGGUGCUGCGUUGCCUACGGUCAAGGCCAGCGUGGUGGAGUGGAUGCCUCAGAAUGGACGAGAAAAUGUGAACUAGCUGGAAUUUUUUAUUCUUGUGAAUAUGUACAUAGGGCAGUACUAGCGACGUUGCGGUCUGCUUCUGCACCUUAUCUUAAAGCACUUACGAUAGGCCUUCUUGUGAUCUUGCUCUAUUCCACAGCACAUUCACGUCCUCUUCUCUGCCCUUUACCCCUCCACCUGUCCCCUCCCGCCCCCUCCCAUCCAGUUCCUUUCCUCCUUUUCCUCCCCUCAAAGUCUGUGUUCCACAUCCUGGAGGAGGAGAAGGAGAAAAGGAACCUCUCCACAGAUGUCCCAUUUUAAGACUGCUUGGGAAAAAAAAAAAAAAAAUCUUUCUAAUCUGCUAUGCUUGAAUGCCACGCGGUACAAAGGAAAACUAUCAUGGAAAUAUUAUGCAAAUUCCCAGAU